GACUCGUUGUGGUUGGGGUCUGAUUUGUUUGGCAUUGAAAUUUCAGUUUGCUCAGUGAAGCCGACCAAGUAAGACCACAUUUGCCGUAAGAUAUCAACAGUUUGUGAGAUUCGGAUUAAACAAAGUAAAUUGUUUUUAUUAUUUUUUUCUGCCAAGAAUCAGUCGUUACUAAAAAGGGCAAACAAAAUGAAUGACGAACUAUUCACCAAGGGAUGGGUGCCCAAGCUUUUAUUGAUUGUAAUCUUUUUACUAAUGUCAUGCCGUCUGUCAUUACAAGCGAAAUCAAUAAGUGAUUUUCAACAGCUGGAAGCUAACAUUGUUAAUAAGUCAUUGGCUCAACUGUCAGCUGGCGAUAUGGAUCCAAUAACCAAAUUGCGUGCCUUGUGUUUGUCUCGCGGUGCCACCGGUAUCAAUGGAUUGGGCAGAAUAUUCCGCAAUAUGGAUGAUGAUGGCAGUAAAGCUUUAAACGAGUACGAAUUUACCAAAGGCAUCAAGGAAUGCGGUUUAGAUGUGAGUAAUGAGGAGAUUAAGGAGAUGUUCCGCAGCUUUGAUGAGGAUGGCAGCGGCUCCAUUAACAUGACUGAAUUUUUGCUCAAGCUAAGGCCUCCCAUGUCCCAAGCCCGUUUGGCAAUGAUUGAUAAAGCCUUCAGUAAAAUGGAUAAAACCGGUGAUGGUGUCAUUACCUUGGAAGAUUUGAAAAAUGUGUACACAGCCCGCGAACAUCCCAAAUUCAAGAGUGGUGAAAAGACUGAAGAUGAAAUUUUAACCGAUUUCCUGCACAACUUCGAGGGCGGUCGUGGUAAUUUGGAUGGAAAAGUGACAAAAGAAGAAUUUAUCAACUAUUAUGCCACCAUCAGUGCCUCCAUAGAUAAUGAUGAAUAUUUCGAGUUUAUGAUGAAGAAAGCCUAUGCCCUGGAAUAAAUCUCUACAACUAAAUGUUUUUUAUUAUCCUAUGUAAUUUUUGUGUUUUUAAAUGUUCCCUUUAGCUAACAGAAUUCGUGUGUUAAAACUAAUAUGAACAAAGUAUUAUUUGCAAUGAUAAUUAUUAAUAACUAAAAUAAAAUUAUAAAUGCACCAAGUCUAUAAAGCA
Molecule: messenger RNA, 1090 nt
Organism: Musca domestica (house fly)
Lineage: Eukaryota; Metazoa; Arthropoda; Insecta; Diptera; Muscidae
Product: calcyphosin-like protein
Exons: 8
Coding region: 187-921 (244 amino acids)
Molecular function (GO): calcium ion binding
Source: RefSeq, a predicted model, not a curated record